This is a messenger RNA of Brassicogethes aeneus, 2494 nucleotides long. Lineage: Eukaryota; Metazoa; Arthropoda; Insecta; Coleoptera; Nitidulidae. The record is from the annotation of a GenBank genome assembly.
GGGUAGGGACAUGCGCAAAGCGUUCAUAACAGCAAUCUUAGCGUAGCUGGCGAGCAAUGAAUUGAUCAGUCUGAAAAGUGCUAUUGAAUGGUUGAAGGGACUUGCUGUGGUGAAAAGUGUCAUAUUUAUAUAUUUUUAAGCAACUAAAUAAGUUAUUUCGUCUAGUAAAAACUGUUUAUAGUGAUGCAUUUUAGGAUAUAUACGCUAUUACUGUGUGCGUUCCUUCUGGAAUUUGCAGCUGCAGCACAGUCUGAUAUCACAUUCCAUGAUGACGCCGACAUUGAAGGCAGCGGCAACGGGGGAGAGGUGACCCACGACCUGGGCGAGUCAAGUGGUUCUGGUUCCGGGCCUCCAGAGGAUGACGAGGACACCCCAGAGCAUCCAAGCAAACCAGGUACCACCACCACAUACUUACCGCCCAGAGAGCCACAUCCCAUCCCAGAAAAGACAACAAUAGUACCAACGAUCGAUCAGACGGUACGCACUCAUCAAGACAGGAAAUUGCCGGAAUCAGCCGAAAAUCCACGAGUCGAAAUAAUGAAUCCGAAAACGGAAGAUCGUCCCGCCUCAUUCUUUGCACAACCAGGAAUUUUGGCCGCCGUGAUUGGUGGAGCAGUGGUUGGGCUGCUGUGCGCCAUUUUGGUGGUGAUGUUUAUCGUAUACAGGAUGCGCAAAAAAGACGAGGGCUCCUACGCUCUGGGCGAGCCGAAGCAAUCUCCGACUCAGAACUCAUAUAGCAGAGGCACUAAGGAAUUUUACGCCUGAAAAAAAUAGUGUUAUCGAUAAAUGGACUUAUCCCAAAAAUACAUCCACAGUGGAGUUAAACAGUUUUUAGUCAAGGGCGAAUUUUUAGGGACUGAAUCUUUUCUGCUUUUUAGUGCAGCUUAAAUGUCAUUAUAAACAUUACAUUAUACAAGACAUACUCAUUAAGAUUAACGCACAUUGUAAGGAAUUUACAUUUAAUGGAAACAAAAAAAAUUAUCUUAAACAAACAAAAAAAUUAACUAUUUCGUUUCGUUUCUACUCGUAUAUUGGAGAUUUAGGUAAAAACAAGUAAGAUUCGGUCUAAUUAUUGCCAAAAACUGCCAACAGUGUGAGUGAACUAUUGUGUUAAUUAAUUAAUUAAUUUGAGUAACAAAAAAAGUGGCAAGUUCAUUCAUUUCAUAUACUAUCGAAUGUAUGUAUAUAUAAAUGUAACAAAUCAAGAUACAAAUAACAUAAAUGUUUUUCGUCCAUUUUUAAUUUUGAGUGUAUAGUACAAAUUUAUUCAGUUCCCCUUAUUUAUAAAUUAUUGUUUCAUUUUUUUUUUAAAUAUAUCUACAUGAAUUAUAUUUAAUUUGACGGUUUAUUAUAUUAUAUUUCAGUACUAUAUGCUCAAAUUAUACUUAAAGGUACCUAUUUAAUAUAGUAAUAAUUAAAGUAAUAAAUCGAAAAAAGUAACAUAGGUAGUAUUUAUAGAUGUAGCGCAGGACUUUGCAUAUGCUCAUAUUUUUUACAGCUAAUUUACAUAGACUGUUUAAUCAUAUUUAUAAUAAACAUUAAGCAUUUCUUUAUUAUCGUUACAGCACUGUAACAAAUAACUUGUUACAAGCUUGUCAUUGGUUUUCAUUAUGUGCUUACAUAACUAACUUACUAGUAAGAUGUAAGGUGUAAGUUUUAGCUACAACUAUCAUGAGUCAAUUACCUAUAAAUACAUAGAAAGUAGAACGGACGAACCUCUUGUAAGAAAAUUGUACGGUGUGCCCCAAAUUUUCUAGUUUGUUUUAAUUUUAAGGGUUAAGACUUAUUGAUUAUGAAUCAAAUUUAAUUUUAUCAUUGGACGUUUGCCAUAUAUUUAUUAUUUGAAAUUUGGGUCACCUUGUACUCUUACAGUUACAGUACAUCUAUGGUGAAAUAUUUGUUACAGUACUGAUUGAUCUUUCUCUCUCGACAAUAUCUAACAUUCCCAUAAUCUAUCUACCUAUUUAGUAACGCUAGCAUUUUUAUAUAUAUUUUUAUUCAAUUAUUUGAAAUUGAGCUCUGUAAUUUCCUGCUUAAAAGUCGAGGUUUUGAGAAUAAAAACCAUUUCGAAAAACUUCCACUUUCUAUGCCAAUAACAGUUGCUCCACAACCUGUUUUUCCUUUAUUUUUGUUAAGUGAAUUAUUAUUAAUAUCUUAAUAAAAAUAACCGAAAAUUGAUCUUUUUAAGCUGCUGUCUAUACAUUAGACACAAGUUCUAAAAAGUCUUUGCAAAAAACAAUUAUUAAAUAUAACAACAUUCUAGUUGCUAUAAAUAAUGUUGUUUAAUUAAUAUCUAUGUAUUUGCUAUACAUACAUAAAACUGAGCAAGAAAAUGUUUAUUUAUUUAAUGUAUUUGUUAAUUGGGAAAAUAAUAUAUCAACCAUAUACUUAUAACAAUAACAUUUUUUAUUAAUUGAUUGUAGGUACUUGAAAUUGAAGUGUAUAGUAUUAGAAUAAUAAUGUAAAAUCCGGUUGUAAAUAAACUAAACCUUGG